UUUUCAAAGCUUGCUCCCAAUUCUCAUUUCCUCUGAAAAUCACCACUCCGAUUCUUCUUCUCUGUAGACUCUUCCUACCUUUUCCUCGCUCGCGGGAGAACCACGAAGCCAUGGAUUCAAUGCCUGUGAACUGGGACGCCCUCGACUCCCUCGUCCUCGACUUCGCCCAAUCCGAGCGCCUGUUGGACGACUCCCCGUCCUCCGACUCCCACCAAUCCCGCCUCCUCAUCCGCCAGAUCCGCCGCUGCGUUGAGGAUGGCGACAUCGAUUGCGCCAUCGAUCUCUUGCGCCUCCAUGUGCCGGCAAUCCUUGACGACCAUCGCAUCUUGUUUCGGCUGCAAAAGCAGAGGUUUAUUGAGUUGUUGAGGAGGGGUACGGUGAAGGAUCGCGAUUCUGCUAUGAAAUGUCUUCGAGUUGCACUUGCUCCUUGCGCUCUUGAUGCUUAUCCGGAAGCUUAUGAAGAGUUUAAGCAUGUACUUCUUGCACUGAUAUAUGAUAAAGAUGAUAAAACUUCCCCCGUGACAAAUGAGUGGUCUGAAAGGAGGAGAUUUGAUCUUGCUGGGAUCUUGUCUUCUAUACUUAGAGCUCAGCUACAUGCCUAUGACCCACUUUUGAUGAUGACUUUGAGAUACUUGAUGAGUAUUCAUAAAGUAUUUUGCACCCACCAAGAUAUUCCAUCUCCUAUAUCAGAUAUAACCGAGAGGUUCCUCUUUGAGGAUCGUGACCCCCCUAUAAGUUCCCAUGAAAGCUUGUAUGAAGUGCCACCAUUUGAAGAGGUUGAUAUACAAGCUCUGGUCCAUGCAGCUGGCCUAACAAGGCAAGAUGCAGUUGAUAGCUUAAGAUUUGCUAAAGGCGAUUUAUUUCAGGCAUUUCAGAAUGAGUUGUGCCGGAUGAAACUGAAUGCUUUGAUGCUUGAUGAGCUUGUCCGUGAAUAUUGUGUUUAUAGGGGCAUUGUGGAAAGUACCACUCCAUCUUCAUCAGACUGUACAUCUCAGAGGAAACAAUGUAUAACUAAUGGAUCAUCUAACGGUGAAGUGUCUGAUAGCACGGUUAACAAGGAAGGUGUUCAAGAAUCCAAUGCUGAUGUUGUCAGUAGUCAGAACAAUGAUGUUGAGAUGAGAUCUGCCGAUGAGACUGCAGGAGCUCAUGGCGAUUGUAGCACAAGUGACAUGACUCACCAAGUGAAGUAUCAUAGAAGGUUAAGGAGAAGCAGAAAUCAUGCUACUGGACAAAGGAGGCGAAAGAGAUGGAGAGGGCGCAUUGAGAGGUCUGAAGUUACACCUGAUGUCGACUCUACCAGUUCCAUUUUACAAGAAUUCACAUCCUUAGUUCAUUCCAAUAGAGAUAUGCCAGGUGAAGAGCAGGUCUCUGAGAGUAAUUCUACUUUUGAUAAUGUCAAUGAUAUAGAGGAUCACAAGUAUGAGAUUAUUUUAGAGAUGAUGGAACUGGCUAAUAAGGGUAUGGUUGCAGAGGUUGUUGAGGAAGUAAAUGCAUUGGAUCCAGAAUUUUUUGUUCAAAAUCCUAUUCUAUUGUUUCAAUUGAAACAGGUUGAAUUUCAGAAAUUGGUCAAUGCUGGGAAUCAUGCGAUGGCUCUUCGAGUUGCAUCAUCUCAUUUAGGUCCUCUAGCUUCAAAGAAUGAAUCUUUGCUGAAAACUUUGAAAGAGACACUGUUGGCAUUGCUUAAACCUAAUGAAGAUGUGAUGACUAAAGGCUUGUCCCUUCUCGCGACGUCUCUACAGGUUGCAAUGAGCAGGAGGUUUGGUAUUGAAGAACCACAGUUGAUGAAAAUAAUGAGAGCAACACUUCAUACUCAUAAUGAGUGGUUUAAACUUCAAAUGUGGAAGGAUCGUUUUGAAGAGUUUCUGAAAAUAAACAUUCUGAAAGAACUUGAUGCUCCUUUACCCAUUGAUAGUACAUCCAAGACACAGGCAGAUAAUGAGACACAUGGAUCUUCUUCACAAGUUACUAGUUCAAGUAGCAAGAUAACAGAUUAUGGUAGCAGUCCGACUCAAGUUGCAUCCAAUGAAAGUGUUUUUGAUGAGAAUGCGAUUCUCAAAGUUAUGGAAUUCGUCGCUUUGCCAAGAUCAGAUGCCAUACAUCUUCUGAUGCAAUACAAUGGGAAUGCAGAGGCAGUCAUCCAACAAAUGUUUGCAUAAGUUGCUAUGUAUAUUUGUAAUCCAGACUUAUUUGUUCAUUGAUUUACAUACGUUGAUUUAUUCAUUUUGUCCAAUAUAUAUAUAUAUAUAUGUAUUCUCUACUA
This is a messenger RNA of Dioscorea cayenensis subsp. rotundata (Guinea yam), 2260 nucleotides long. RefSeq lists its product as uncharacterized. Gene Ontology annotation, biological process: proteasome-mediated ubiquitin-dependent protein catabolic process. Gene Ontology annotation, cellular component: cytoplasm; nucleus. The record is from RefSeq and is a predicted model, not a curated record. Lineage: Eukaryota; Viridiplantae; Streptophyta; Magnoliopsida; Dioscoreales; Dioscoreaceae.